Messenger RNA from Miscanthus lutarioriparius, 1053 nucleotides. NCBI's taxonomy places the organism in Eukaryota, Viridiplantae, Streptophyta, Magnoliopsida, Poales, Poaceae. The record is from the annotation of a GenBank genome assembly.
AUGAACCUCGCGUCCGCGGUGCUUGUGUUCUUGGCCUACUGCCUGCUGCUCCACCGGUGCAUGGGGUCAGAGUACGAAGAGGCCGGAGGCGUGUUCGAUCAGGGGGGCCACGGCGUCAGCCUCACCCGCCUCGACGAGGCCAGGGCGCCGUCGAGGUGCGCCGCGCGGUCGCCCCCGUCCGGCGCGGCCAGCCUCCCGCCGAAGCCGCUGCUCGUCGCCGCGCCGCGCGAGGCCGGGGAGUACCCGGUGCUCCUCUUCCUGCACGGCUACCUCGCCGUCAACUCCUUCUACUCCCAGCUGUUCCAGCACGUGGCCUCCCAUGGCUUCAUCGUCGUCGGACCUCAGCUGUACACCAUAUCCGGGCCCGACACCACCGAGGAGAUCAACGCAGCGGCGGCCGUCAUUGACUGGCUCGCCACCGGGCUCCCGUCGGCUCUGCCACCCGGCGUCCGCGCGGACCUAACCAAGGUGUCCGUCUCCGGCCACAGCCGCGGCGGGAAGGUGGCGUUCGCGCUGGCGCUGGGCCACGCCAAGGCCAAGCUCGCGCUCCCUCUCGCCGCCCUCGUCGCCGUGGACCCCGUGGACGGCAUGGGCGUGGGCAAGCAGACGCCGCCGCCGGUCCUCACGGGCAGGAAUCGCUCGCUGCACGUGGGGGCCCCCGCCAUGGUCAUCGGCACGGGGCUCGGCGAGCUGCCCCGCGGGCCGCUGCUCCCGCCAUGCGCGCCCCGGGGCGUCAGCCACGCGGCCUUCUACGACGAGCUGGACCGCGCGGCGCCGGCGUGCCACCUGGUGGCCAGGGACUACGGGCACACGGACAUGAUGGACAACGACACGCCGGGCGCCAGGGGGAUGCUCACGCGCACCGUCUGCAGGAGCGGCGGGGCCAGGGCGCCCAUGCGACGGUUCGUGGCCGGCGCCACCGUCGCGUUCCUCAACAAGUGGGUGGCCGGGGACGCCGCGGCGUUGGACGGCAUCAGGGCGCGGCCGGACCAGGCCCCCGUCGCGCUGUCCGUGGUGGAGUUUCGGGAUGAGAAAGCAAUAGAGGACCUGUGA